UGUGGCAGUUGAAUUUGAGUCAUCUUCGGUGAAGUGCUGCUGAUUGUCAUAAAUUAAAGAAACUAGACUAUUUUUGUAACAAUAAUCAUUUAAAGACAUUAUUAGUGUUCAAAAUGUCGCGAGCUGGUGAAAGACCUAAUCAAGCACAAACCUACAAACUAGUCGUCGUCGGCGGCGGCGGUGUGGGAAAAAGUGCAAUCACAAUACAAUUUAUUCAGAGCUACUUCGUGACUGACUACGACCCCACCAUUGAGGACAGCUACACUAAGCAGUGUGUCAUUGAUGAUGUUCCAGCCAAACUUGACAUCCUGGACACAGCGGGCCAGGAAGAGUUCAGCGCGAUGCGAGAGCAGUACAUGAGGUCCGGCGAGGGUUUCCUCCUCGUCUUCUCCGUUGCUGACCACGCGAGCUUCGACGAGCUCUACAAGUUCCACAAGCAGAUCCUCCGUGUCAAAGACAGGGACGAGUUCCCCAUGCUGCUCGUUGGUAACAAGGCUGAUCUGGAGAACCAGAGGGUGGUGUCCCUGGAAGAGGCACAAGCAUUGUCUCGCCAACUCAAAGUGCCGUACAUCGAGUGCAGUGCGAAGGCGCGCAUGAACGUCGACCAAGCCUUCCACGAGCUCGUCCGCCUGGUGCGGCGCUUCCAGGAGGCCGAGCGCAUCAACAUCAAGUCAGACUACGGCAGCGGCAAAAAGAAAAAGUGCACCAUCUUGUAACACAACAAUCCAUCCGUGACUUUGGUGAGUUCCCGACACCUUCGAAAUUCAAACUUCGCGCCGCUACGAUGACAGAUGAUUUUUUUUUAUGCAAAGGAGUUUUACUCGUCAGGGAUGCACUGCCCACCUAAGGACUUUAGUCGAAUAGCUUUAAUUUAAUAUUUAUAUUAAAAGUGUUUUAGCUUACUCAUAUUUAUAAUCUAAAACCGCCAAAUAAUUGAUGGAUUAGAUGGUUUGUGCAUCUCUAACGUUACAUAUUGGUUGUAAUAUAAUUUUAUAUGUAUUUAUCUA
This is a messenger RNA of Trichoplusia ni (cabbage looper), 1007 nucleotides long. It is a transcript of the gene Ras64B, whose product is annotated as ras-like protein 2. The coding region runs from base 114 to 716 and encodes 200 amino acids. Gene Ontology annotation, molecular function: GDP binding; GTP binding; GTPase activity. Gene Ontology annotation, cellular component: plasma membrane. Lineage: Eukaryota; Metazoa; Arthropoda; Insecta; Lepidoptera; Noctuidae. Gene Ontology annotation, biological process: signal transduction. The transcript has 4 exons. The record is from RefSeq and is a predicted model, not a curated record.